UUUUUGUACGCUCCACAAAUUCCAAAGAAUGAAUGAGAUUGAAGAACACGUGAGCAUUGGUAAAGUAGUUACUCACAAAUCUACAUCUAACACUGUGGAGAUAAGAGUAACGCGUAAAAACGUGGUCACUUGCACUCCUCCUCCUCCGUUCCCAACCCCUCACCUCCUUUUGAACAACAUCCUAAGCUUUGAUCACCAUAAGAUGUAUCCUCUCCUCUAUCCAACUCUCCCAGAUCCCGGCUUAUGCAGAAUUCUCUCUUACAAGAUUGCUUCCGAAGCCGAGAAAGUUCCAGGGCCAUUGUACAUCUCCCUUGACGUCACAUUAUCCCCACCAAUAUUCGAGGAACCAGAGAUGGAAACAUGCGCUAUUUGCUUGGAGGAGUCACAAUACUUAAUCUUAAUGAUUAAUUGUUCGCAUGUGUUUCAUAUUCAUUGCAUCAAUGAGUGGUUAUGUCGGAGUAAUCAGUGCCCUCUUUGCCGUGCUGAACUUAUGGAAGACGAAGACUGGUAGACGUUUGACGCUACUCCAAAACAAAAAGUCAUGGAAAAACGAUAGGGUUUUUAAUUGCAUUUGUUUUUUUUGUUUUUUUUUCUUGGCCGAUUUGUAAUAUAAGCCAAUCUAUUUUCUUUUAGUACAAUUGAACUGAAAUUUUUAUAUAUACUAGAUAUUCAGAUCUCUUGAUUGUUCCUAUUGCUUGUGAUUGAGGUUGAAUUGAUUACUCGUUUCAUGGAUGAUUGCAUCAAUGAGUGGUUAUGUUGGAGUGAUAAUUGCCCU
Messenger RNA from Camelina sativa (false flax), 775 nucleotides. Its product is annotated as RING-H2 finger protein ATL48-like. The record is from RefSeq and is a predicted model, not a curated record. Gene Ontology annotation, molecular function: zinc ion binding. Lineage: Eukaryota; Viridiplantae; Streptophyta; Magnoliopsida; Brassicales; Brassicaceae.